CAUAAGUAACACAGCUAGUCAGCCACACAUCGGUAGUUGUUGGGUAUGAUCAUGAAGCAGCUGCUGCAGGCCAUCAUCAUCUUCAGCGCGUUCGCUACGUCGGCGGCGACCGGGCCGGCCAGCACGGUGGUCGCCGGCAUGGUCUUCUGCGACCAGUGCAAGGACGGCGCGCGGGGGCUCUUCGACUACCCGCUCUACGGCGCCCGCGUGGCCAUCCAGUGCGGCGGCGGCGACACCCCGCUGACGGUGCGCGAGAGCAACACCAACUGGUUCGGCGGCUUCUCCAUCCGCAUGGAGGGCUCGCCGGACAUGAACCGCUGCACCGCCCGCGUCGUCCAGGGCACCGGCCACUGCGGUGCAUCCGGCGCCCCCCCGCGCGAGCUCACCCUCGCCUUCCGCAUGCUCGGCCUCGCGCUCUACACCGUGCCGCCGCUGCUCUCGCAGCCGGAGGAGGCCAUGGACUUCUGCCCCGGCUACGACACCCGGCGCAGGUCACCGCGCUGGCCUGUUGUUGCCCCGGCGCCCUCAUCGCAGCCGCAGUCACCGCCGGCACCAGCUUCUCCCUUCUGGCGUCGCCGCCUGCCGCCCAUCUGGCGCAAGCCGCCAACGAUGCCACAGGACCAGCCGCAGCCGCCACCGCAGGUGCUGCCGCCGCCUCCGCCUCCGUCUCCUCCGGCGCCAGCGCAGGGCUCGGCAUGCACCUACGACCAGUGGGCCUCGCCGGAUCACCGGUGCUACUGGAAGGUGGUGACCCCCAACACGACGGUGGCCAUGGCGUUCGGCCCCCUGGCGGCGCAGCGCUACGGGUCGGAGCUGACGCUGCGGGACGCGCUGGAGGGCCGCGGUGACAUGUACCGGACGCUGCUCCGGGAGGCCACGGCGGCGCUGCUCAACGCCUACUACAACGCACCCGGCGGGCCCUUCCUGUACCCGACCACCGCCAGCGUCAUCGACCACAUGAACGGCGCGCUGCUCAGCUCCGCGCAGAGGGUCCUCAUCGAGGGCGCGCGCUUCCGCAGGGCCAACGCCGGCGGUGGAGGACCGGCCGGACGGACAAGGCUGCCGUGCGACUUGGCGCCCUGCGCAGCGCAGCCUCCCCGCUAGCUAUCUCCUUGCUACCAGUUGAUGGUGUCCAAGAUCCACACAUACAUACUCAUUCAUUACCGUACCACCACCAAUGCAAUGCAUGCAUAGGACCAACCAACCAAAGCGAUACAAUUACUACUUGUAUGCACUGACUGACUUGUUGCUCUUGUCCGGUCAUUAAUAUAUUUGAAAAGGUUACAGCA
Setaria italica (foxtail millet) is the source of this 1289-nucleotide messenger RNA. RefSeq names its product homeobox protein engrailed-1. Lineage: Eukaryota; Viridiplantae; Streptophyta; Magnoliopsida; Poales; Poaceae. The record is from RefSeq and is a predicted model, not a curated record. The coding region runs from base 46 to 1104 and encodes 352 amino acids. The transcript is spliced from 3 exons.